AUGCACUGCUCGUUUUUUUCAUAUUUGAUCCUCAUUCGCAAGUUAGAGUUCCAAAUUCAAAGUAUUGACGAGAUAAGAAGAUGUAAAGAUAACUCACCAAAGAUCGUACUGCUCAACAAGUAUUUGCUUAGACACAGGCAAAGGAAGGUCAAAAAGAUCAGAGAAAAAAUUCAAAAACAUUUUGAUGAGUUGAAGGAGCGUGACGAAGAUCCAGAGACCGUAUUAGAUCAUUUUAACGAGGACUUCAAAAGUGUUGAAGAUGGUGUUGUGCGCAGCACCCUACGAAGAAGACUGCUACCGAGGAUAGAAGCUCUUUUCUCGGCACAAGAGAACUACGGAACAUGCCUAGACCUGCGCUUUUUAGAAGCGUACUACGCGGUUAGCUAUGAAGAAGUUCUUCAGAAAGUGACAAAUUUCGCCUUGGAGAUCGAGAAUGAGUUUGAGCAUCUUUUCGCUCUUCUACAUCUACGGCACUACUUGAAAGAUUUUGUAUACAAGAGCAAACCGGUAAUACGUCAUAAGAAAAUAAGCAGGCUUCUCAGUUGUGCGGAAAGUGAGCAUAAAGUAUGGAACACGUUCGAAAAUAAGGUGUAUUGCAUGUUCUGCAUGGUAGAUAUUGCAAAGAGUGUGUUUGAAUACCAUGCAGCCGGUAAGAAGCACAACAAAGCAAAAAUAGCCUUUCUUAAGAAUAUGGAAGCCACCGAUAACGACAGAGAUUACAAGGUAACUAAAUGUAUAAAUGUUUAUUUGAAACUGAGAUGCGAAUAUGUUCGUGUUACCAGCACAUAUGUGAACAGAUUAGAGGCACAAGUGAAACUUUUACUUACUUUUCUUGAAACGGAACUUAAGUUGGCGGUAUCCGUGCAGGGCACGGAGAGUGUUAUGAACAUAGAGAAGGAGAAAAAGAUUUAUAAUACCAGGAUAUAUAGAGAUGAGACAGGCAAUCCUAUUCCUCGAUGGUUAUACAAGCAGCGUGGUCUUAACGUGGAGUACAUAUGUGAGAUUUGCAAAAAUUGUGUUUACAAGGGAAGAAAGGAAUUUGAAAGGCACUUUAACGGAGAUAAACACAAGCAUUUUCUAGUGGAACUAGGUAUUGCAUCCGAUUUUGAAAAGUACCAUGGUAUAUCACAGAUUAAAAAUGCGUUGAAGCUGAGAGAUAGAUGGAAAUAG
Vavraia culicis subsp. floridensis is the source of this 1170-nucleotide messenger RNA. RefSeq lists its product as uncharacterized. NCBI's taxonomy places the organism in Eukaryota, Fungi, Microsporidia, Pleistophoridae. Gene Ontology annotation, molecular function: zinc ion binding; RNA binding. The coding region runs from base 1 to 1170 and encodes 389 amino acids. The transcript has a single exon. The record is from RefSeq and is a predicted model, not a curated record. Gene Ontology annotation, biological process: mRNA splicing, via spliceosome. Gene Ontology annotation, cellular component: nucleus; spliceosomal complex.